Messenger RNA from Mercenaria mercenaria, 981 nucleotides. RefSeq names its product tripartite motif-containing protein 59-like. The coding region runs from base 1 to 981 and encodes 326 amino acids. The record is from RefSeq and is a predicted model, not a curated record. NCBI's taxonomy places the organism in Eukaryota, Metazoa, Mollusca, Bivalvia, Venerida, Veneridae. The transcript has a single exon.
AUGGAUAAUACAACGGUUCGUGCAAAGAAAUCUGUCAUUAAUGGGAAAUAUGUGGAUGACUUUAAUUGUGCAAUUUGUCAUGAAGUGUAUGAAAACCCUAGAUACUUGCAGUGUAAUCACUCAUUCUGUCUCAAAUGUAUUAUAGAUUAUAUUCGGAAAAGACUUCAUGAAAACGGUUUGGAAACACACUUUUACUGUCCAUUAUGCAGAGCAGAUAUCAAUAUUUCAAUGACGAACAUAAGAAAGCUUAUAAACGGCACGAAAACUUUGGAAGAAGAUGACGUGAAACACAUCUUUCCAAGGAACAUAGCACUUGCCAGUGCAACGGAGAACUUAAACAUUGAGCGAGAAUUUUGCACUGAACAUCCAAACAAAAUUUAUGAUCACUUUUGUGCGGAUCACGGAUUUCUGUGCUGCAGCAAGUGUAUUUUGAAAACACACAGAAGCUGCAUACGUGUCAUUGAUAUAGACGAAUGUAGUCAAAAAACGUUCGAAGAACGUUUGUGUGAUUCACAGCGACAUUUGUUUGCAAGGUACAUGAUCUGUUACCAAAAACUGGCGUCACUACAUAACGCAAAACAGAGUAUGUUGAUUUCCUUAGAAAAUUUGAAAUCAGAUGUAAUAGAUACUAUCACAAAAGCACAAGAUAAGGUGAAACAGCUUGCAGAAAGAGAAAUCGAAAAUGUCAAACAGUGGCGUGGACCACCGCAAAAACCAAUCCCAUUUGGCUUCUCCUGCAAUAAGCAAACAUUCAUUUUGGAAAUACAGAACAUAGCAUCGAGAAUAACAGAUUGUAAAAAGGCGAAUACAAUUGACAAUUUAGGUGCAAAAUUAGCUGUACCCAUACAAGAUGUCAGAACAGGCAUUAAACGGAAACUUGAUUCUGCAGGGUUAGAUGCUGCAAUGGUGGUGAAGCGCGUGAUGCCAGUUAAAGUUGGUAUAGUGGUCGAGGAUACAAAAUUCAACCAGAAACCGUUUUAA